Messenger RNA from Chrysochloris asiatica (Cape golden mole), 651 nucleotides. Its product is annotated as acyl-protein thioesterase 1-like. Gene Ontology annotation, biological process: protein depalmitoylation. The transcript is spliced from 3 exons. Gene Ontology annotation, cellular component: cytoplasm. The coding region runs from base 1 to 651 and encodes 216 amino acids. The record is from RefSeq and is a predicted model, not a curated record. Gene Ontology annotation, molecular function: carboxylic ester hydrolase activity; palmitoyl-(protein) hydrolase activity. NCBI's taxonomy places the organism in Eukaryota, Metazoa, Chordata, Mammalia, Afrosoricida, Chrysochloridae.
AUGUGCGGCAGUAACAUGUCCUGCUCACUCCCAGCCAUAGUGUCCGCUGUCUGGAAGGCUUCUGCAGUGAUUAUUUUCCUUCAUGGAUUGGAAGAUACAAGGCAUGGAUGGGCAGAAGCCUUUGCAGGUGUCAAAUGUUCACACAUCAAAUAUAUCUGCCCACACACACCAGCUAUUAUUGGACUUUCACCAGAUUCACAGAAGGAUGAAAAUGGAAUCAAGGAAGCAGCAGAAAACGUCAAAGUUUUGAUAGAUCAAGAGGCCAAGAACGGAAUUCCUUCUAACAGAAUUAAUUUGGGAGGAUUUUCUCAAGGAAAAGGAAAUCUGUCUUUAUAUGCUGCUCUUACCACAAUAAAAACUAGCAGCGUCAUCAAACUCAGUUGCUGGUUCCCACUUUGGUCCUCAUUUCCUCAGUGUCCUAUCAAUGGAGUUAAUAAAGAUAUUUCUAUUCUUCAGUGCCAUGGAGAUUGUGACCUUUCAGUCCCUCUAAUGUUUGUGUUUCUUACUGUGGAAAAGCUAUUGUUGUUGUUGUUAAUAAAUCCAGCCAAUGUAACCUUCAAGACCUAUGAAUGCAUGAUGCAUAGUUCGUGUCAACAGGAAAUGAUGGAUGUCAAGCAGUUCAUUGAAAAACUCCUACCUCCCAUGCACUGA